AUGAAUGCUUGUCUUGCAUUUAACUCUGAUGGCUCUAUUUCUUACGGUUUGCAAGUUAAAUCAGUUCUACUUGAACAAGUGAAAGAAGCACAAAAGUUGGACGAAAAGCUGGGGAAGUUGAUCAAAGAAGCUCAAAUUAGAGAAAAACUUGAUUUUAAAUUAAGGGAGGAUGGUGUUCUACUUUAUCAAAAUAGGUUAUGUGUCCCUAAAGAUGAAAAUUUGAGGAAAGAAAUUUUGGAUGAAGCACAUACUUCACCAUAUGCAAUGCAUCCUGGAGGUACUAAAAUAUUCCAAACCAUUAAAGAACACUACUGGUGGAAUGAUAUGAAGAAGGACAUUGCAGAGUUUACUUCUAGUUGCUUAGUUUGUAAACAUAUAAAGGUCGAGCAUCAAGUCCCGACUGAUUUGUUACAACCCUUAUCGAUACCUAAGUGA
Molecule: messenger RNA, 435 nt
Organism: Solanum dulcamara
Lineage: Eukaryota; Viridiplantae; Streptophyta; Magnoliopsida; Solanales; Solanaceae
Exons: 1
Coding region: 1-435 (144 amino acids)
Source: RefSeq, a predicted model, not a curated record